GAGGGCUGAGGUUUGACUUUGGGAGCUCGAUAAAGUCUGAUAAACCGACCAGGAUCAUGUAGAUACUAAAUCGAGUAUGGUGAAAGUGCUCGACGAAGCUUUCGUCAGCCCCUCUUUGUAGUAAGUCACCUUGCUUAUGACUGGAGGCCAGAUGCUGGCCAAGGUACCGUAUAUGCAUUGUAGGCGAAAGCACAAGAUACGUAUUUGGUGGAAGGUCAUGCUACUUCUCUAUGUUCCACCCACGCCCCGAAUCCACGGUCUUGUUUUCCCUCCUUUGCUGCCUGUACCUGUUUGCAUCGUCUGCUGCUUGACUGUUCGACGCCUUCUUCCUUCCUUCCCAGACCGAAACUUGAAACAUCAGGACAGAGACUCUCAAAACGCCGCUAUGCGGUACAUUUUCUGUCAAUUGGUGGCCUUCUUGGCUUUUAUAUAUGGUGCGACCGCGCAGACAGCCACAGCGAAUGCCUUAGCUUCUUUUCAAACCGUCUUGGUCGGGUACGAAGCGCAUUCAUUCGAGCCAAACAACUUGACUGCCAGACCGGGAGAUGUGAUUGUCUUUCAAUUCAUCGCAGAGGGUCAUACAGUAGUGCAGUCCAACUUCGAAGAACCAUGUGUUCCGAGAGAUGCCUACCACCGAGGCCGCUCUACAUUCUUCAGUGGCUGGUACAACAGCAGUGAUGUUCACAGCGACAAUCCACCGACCUGGAACCUGACAGUCAACGACACAACCCCGAUCUUCUUCUACUGCUCCCGCCUAGGUUCCUGCCUCGAUAACAAAAUGAUCGGUUCCAUCAACCAAAACGCCACCUACACCCUCCAAGCCCAACUCGACUCCAUAAACUCUUCCGACAUAAUGCUACAACCCGGCCAACAAGUCCCCGAAGAAUCCAUACCUACCUCUACCUCUGCACCUUCGACUUCCCACCACGGAGUCACCUUAUCAGGCGGUGCAAUCGCCGGCAUCGUAAUCGCAGGCGUUGCAGUCCUCGCAUUAGCCUGCGCACUCUUCUGGUUCGUAGGUCGUCACCGCACGCUAAAACACAUCCUGAACUCCCAAUCCUCACACUCUGCACAUUCCGGCGCUGUCGAGAGUUGGGUAGAUAGUACACAUCCACCUAGCACUGUAGGAGGUCCACCCUCAGCACGUCCACCCUCCUAUGGUCCUGAUGCGGGAGGCUACAUGGUCCCUAUGGAUGGAGCAAAGCAUUGGGAUUACAGUAAUCAGAGACAGAGUUAUAUGCCCAUGACACCGCCGAUUCAGGAAUUGGGGAUCAGUGAUCCGGUAGAGAUGGAGGAGACGGGGAGAGGCAGGACGAGAAGUAGGAAUAGGGAGAAUGAACCACAGAUCGCUGAUCCCAAAGUGGUAGGAGUCGAGCCAGAUAUUUAUGAGAAGGAGUAAUGUUUGGCUUCUUGAGGGGGAGGGACACUUGGUGAGGUCAGAAAUGUUUUGUCUAAUAUACUUUAUACCAAUUGUGUUAUGAUAUGAUCUCUUGCAUCAAGGCAUAUCGAGUGAGCUCAGUGAAGAUGUCUCUCCAGGACUUGGGAGCAAAAUCAGUU
Aureobasidium subglaciale EXF-2481 is the source of this 1557-nucleotide messenger RNA. RefSeq lists its product as uncharacterized. The record is from RefSeq and is a predicted model, not a curated record. NCBI's taxonomy places the organism in Eukaryota, Fungi, Ascomycota, Dothideomycetes, Dothideales, Saccotheciaceae. The transcript has 4 exons. Bases 137 to 1399 code for a protein of 420 amino acids.